Drosophila busckii is the source of this 676-nucleotide messenger RNA. It is a transcript of the gene Kaz-m1, whose product is annotated as enhancer of split M1 protein. Gene Ontology annotation, molecular function: protein binding. The transcript has 2 exons. The record is from RefSeq and is a predicted model, not a curated record. The coding region runs from base 117 to 590 and encodes 157 amino acids. Lineage: Eukaryota; Metazoa; Arthropoda; Insecta; Diptera; Drosophilidae.
GCAAUUGUAAUCGAUAGCUAACACUAGACACACGUCGUCUGCAAGCAAACUAAACAAGAAGCAAACAUCAAUAAAUUUCCCAAGAAGACAAUAAUAAUCAUAAAAUUAUUCAUAUAAUGGGGUCACAAACUUUAUCACUCUGCUGUUGUCUGGCACUGCUGUCCGGCAUUGCUGCCACGUCAGUGUCCAACAAUGCAACGGACUGUCCACAGUUCUGUCCCGCUAUCUUUAUGCCAGUCUGUGGCCACGAUGGCUUCAUCUACAAGGAAUUCGCCAGCAUCUGCAAUUUGAAGGCGUUCAACUGCCAACGCGAGCGCAGCGCACUCACAACCUAUGCUACAACGGACAUGGACUGGUGCAGAACCGAGCAGGUCACCGAUCUGCAAGAAAAACUGGGCAACAUUAAGCUAGACAUUAAUGGCUGCCUGAAGCCCUGCACCAUGAUCUAUCAGCCUCUGUGUGUAAGCAACGGCAAGUAUCGUGGACUGAUGCCAAGCGCCUGCACUUUGGAAACCUUCAACUGCGCCCUGCAGGCUCAUGGCGCCAAACCCACUGAGUUGCUGCGCGUUCUGCGUGCCGACUCCUGCUAGGCAAACUGACAAUCAUUGUAACUUGAUAUUAGUGUUGACAAUGUGAAAACAAAAGUGCAAUAAAAAGUGGCAAACAUAAAUUCAAA